UCAUCAGGGAGUAGAAGCCCGCUGUUCAGGCGGUUUGCGGUUGCGCAACAGUGAGUCGUUGGAGAGGAAGCUUCCCGAGAGCCGAGAGGAUAUUGCAAAACGCGCUUUCUCAAACAUUCCUCUAACUGUGGAGAAGUGGCUCACGGGCCGCCAUAUCCGAGCUAUUCUGGACACAGAGUGGACAAUAAAGUGUUAAACUGAGGGAAUAUUAUUACUGAGGAGAGUCGCGAUGCGGCUGGAGCGGCUGUAGAUAUGGGUCGAUUGGUCCUCAUUUUCCUGCUGGCUUUACUUCGGGUAGCUGAAUGUGCUGUAAUAUCAAACAAGGAUCCUUUAGAAUCCUGCCAGGACUUUGGAUUAGCAUUCGAGCGUGUUUUCGCUCUUCCCGGUGAAGCGUCUGUUCUGGAGUGUCCACUGUCGAUCGACUAUCUCUUCGAUCCUGAAGAAACAUCAUAUAAUGUGAGCUGGUACAAUGUGAAGACCGGCUCAGAGAUCACAGCAGUGGAGCACAGCGUCAUCCUGAAGGAAAACUCACUGUGGUUCUUCAACGUCAGCAAACAACAUCAGGGAAAAUACAGAUGUGUUGUGCGGACCUCCAGCAAAUGCUUCAAACAGGUGACGAUGCUGAUAGUGAGCGAGAUGACCUCAGAAACCUGCGAGAGACCGCAGAGAAGUAUCCAGAAUAUCAAAGCUCAUGUGAAUGAUCUCCUGGCGUGUCCUCUGAGGAGAUAUCUGAAGACUGUGGAUAGGCCAGUCAUACAGUGGUACAAGAACUGUGAGCUCAUUCAAGAAGAUGAGAAGUUUUCUAUUAAUAGAGAAUUUCUUUACAUACGCAAAGUACACGAAGACGACGCUGGAUUUUACAGCUGCAAAAUGAGCUUCACUUUAGCUGGAGUCGCUGGAGAAAUGGCUGAAACCAUCGAGUGUGAAGUGCAGGAUGAAUAUUUAAAGAAACCACAAGUCAUCCAGCCAGUAAAUGAGAUCAUCAGAAUGGAAGAGGGGUCAUCGUUCAGCAAGGAUUGUGUUGUGGUUAUGCUGGGUAAAGGGAUUCCUCUGAUUGAGGUGCUGUGGAAAGUCCUCGUAGAAGAAGAGGAGGAGUUUGUCACGCAAAACAUGUCGCAUCGCAUUCAUCAGAAACCCAGAAACGAGAGCGUCACUGCAGAUGGUUUCGUGUUUGUGCGAACCCUGUCGGUGUCUCAUGUGUCGGAGGAUGAUUUCUAUCUGAACUUCACCUGUCUGGUGUCCAGCAGUCGAGGACAUCUGACCGGCCAGUUCAUGCUCAUCCCAACAGAUCCGGAUCUGCUGUUGUUUGCUGGUCUUCUCCUGGGUUUGCUGGCUCUGUUCUUCACCAGCGCAGUGUUUCUGUGCUCCGUCUUUAAGGUGGAGCUGGUCUUAUGGGUCAGGACUGCGUUUCCAUUUCUCUACAAAACCACAGAUGGCGAUGGUAAGCAGUAUGACGCAUAUAUCGCCUAUCCCAGAGUCCUGGAGGGCUCUAGUGAAAAGGCGGAGGUUUUUGCCAUGAGCACUUUGCCGCAGAUUUUGGAGGGUCGAUACGGUUAUAAACUCUUCAUUCUGGGCCGUGACGGGCUGCCUGGGGAAGCUGUGGUGGAUGUGGUGCAGGAGGCUCUGAGCCGCUGCCGGCGUCUGCUGCUCCUCUACACGGCCUCUUCCCUCUGCAGUCCCGAGGCGCAGGAAUGGGCGGAGCAGCAGACGGGGCUCCACCGUGCACUUGUUGAUCACUCCAUGAGCAUCGUCCUGCUGGAGCUGGAGGAGAUCCGGGACCCGCUGUGCCUGCCACUUGCCAUACGCCUGCUAAAGGACAAACAGGGUGUUCUACAAGCCUGGAAGAGGAGGAGGAGGUGGGGGUGGGCGAUCCAGGACAGGCGAUCAGAGGAGCGGACCAGCUCUCUGCAGCCCUCGGAACGCUUCUGGAAGGAGGUGCGCUUCCACAUGCCCGUCAGAGGAAAAGCUAAAGACAGAAACUGGUUCAGCUUCUAGAUUAACACUGGAUGCAGAUGCUGUACUCAGGGUUAACAGUCUGGAGGUGGAGGGAGAAAGACACUUUUCAGGGGACGCCCACUUCUUUUGCAGAAUUUCUUUCGUUUUUUCUUUAGUUAAGUGCAACAUUGCACUCUUUAUAAAAGACUAUACAUUGCACAAGACAUGUCACUUGUAAAGUUUUAAAUAGGGGAAAGUUUCAAAGUCAUUAUGGCAAUAUGAAGCCCCGCCCUCUAGUGCAGGAGCCAAUCAGAGACAGACAAUUCUCAGGGGGAGUGGCUCGAACCAGAAGUGAGUUUCUGCAGAUUUUGUGUGAUUUAAGCAUUUAUGAAUGAAACUAUAGAGAGAGCUGUUGUUUAAUUUCAUUGGUGAUUCCUGAUAUGAAAGUUAAUAGUAAGCUUGGCAAGCAGUUUUGGAGAGUUUGAUGUCUCCCCAUUCAAAUCUACUGCCCGAGAGGUAUUUCAAAGAGGGCCAAAAAAAAAACUGCUCAUAAAUGCAAUAUUGCACUCUUUUAAAGAUUGUAGAAGACACAAAACGUGUCACUCGUAUAGCUUUAAAUGGGGGAAAGUGUAACAGUCAAUAUGGUGAAUAAAGCUCCGCCCUCUAAUGCAGGAACCAAUCAGAGACAGACAAUUUUCAGGGGGAGUGGCUCGAACCAGAAGUGAGUUUCUGCAGAUUUUGUGUGAUUCAAGCAUUUAUGAAUGAAACUAUAGAGAGAGUUGUUGUUUAAUUUCAUUGGUGAUUUCUGAUAUGAAAGUUAAUAGUAAGCUUGGCUAGCAGUUUUGGAGAGUUUGAUGUCUCUCCAUUUAAAUAUACUGCCCGAGAGGUAUUUUAAAGAGGGCCACCGAGUGAGAUGACUUGCCCUAAAGCAGGGGUGGUGUCCAAACUCGGUCCUGGAGGGCCGGCGUCCUACUUAGUUUAGCUCCAAUUUGCUUCAACAGACCUGCCAGGAUGUUUCUAGUAUAUCUUGAGGGCUUGAUUAGCUUGUUAAGGUGUGUUUGAUUAGGGUUUGAGCUUAACUCUCCAGGACACUGGCCCUCCAUGACCGAGUUUGGACACCCCUGCCUUAAAGGGACUUUGACUCUGCAAAUUAAGUGUUUAGCUUCCAUAUGCCCAUCAGAGGAAAAGCCAAAGACAGAAACUGGUUCAGCUUCUAGAUUAACACUGGAUGCAUAUGCUGGGGUUUAUACUCUGGAGGUGGAGGGAAAAGACACUUUUCAGGAGACGUUAGGUUAAUUUUAAUGGGACGCCCAGUUCUUCAGCAGAAUUUCUUUUGCAAAAAAAAACUGCUCAUAAAUGCAAUAUUGCUCUCUUUCAAAGAUUGUAGAAGACAUAAAACGUGUCACUCGUAUAGCUUUAAAUGGGGGAAAGUGUAACAGUCAAUAUGGUGAAUAAACCUCCGCCCUCUAAUGCAGGAACCAAUCAGAGACAGACAAUUUUCAGGGGGAGUGGCUCUGACCAGAAGCGAGUUUCUGCAGAUUUUGUGUGAUUCAAGCAUUUAUGAAUGAAACUAUAGAGAGA
Molecule: messenger RNA, 3516 nt
Organism: Danio rerio (zebrafish)
Lineage: Eukaryota; Metazoa; Chordata; Actinopteri; Cypriniformes; Danionidae
Source: RefSeq, a predicted model, not a curated record